This is a messenger RNA of Hippocampus comes (tiger tail seahorse), 2725 nucleotides long. Its product is annotated as regulator of G-protein signaling 9-like. The transcript has 19 exons. The record is from RefSeq and is a predicted model, not a curated record. NCBI's taxonomy places the organism in Eukaryota, Metazoa, Chordata, Actinopteri, Syngnathiformes, Syngnathidae. Bases 62 to 2038 code for a protein of 658 amino acids. Gene Ontology annotation, molecular function: GTPase activator activity. Gene Ontology annotation, cellular component: plasma membrane; cytoplasm; neuron projection. Gene Ontology annotation, biological process: intracellular signal transduction; positive regulation of GTPase activity; G protein-coupled receptor signaling pathway.
GCGACACAGCUCGCAGUUGCAUUGAGCGUGUGGUCAGUGGACACUAUUAUCAUCAGGCAGCAUGACAAUUAGAAACACUCUGCGGGAUCACGGGCAGAGAUAUCGGCCAAGGAUGGCGUGUCUUAAAAAGGCGGAAAAGGUACUGCUGGAGAUGCAGGAUCCCAAAUCGGGAGUGAAGUCUCAGCCGCAGCGACUGGUCAUCACCACCAUACCGCACGCUAUUACUGGUGAAGACAUAGUUGCGUGGCUGGCAGACAGAUUCCAAAUCGACUCCAGAGAGGCCAGAGGUUUGGGUUCCAUGCUGGUGGCAUUGGGCUUCGUGUACCCGCUGCAGGACCACAAGCGCUUGCUGCUGAAGCCCGACGCGUCACUCUACCGCUUCCAGACGCCAUACUUCUGGCCUGCCCAGCAGUGGCCCGUGGAGGAUACCGACUACGCAAUCUACUUGGCCAAAAGGAACAUACGCAAGAAGGGGAUCUUGGAGAUGCACGAGCAGGAGCAGUACAACCGCCUUCACAAGUGGAUGAAUCACAAGUGGGACUUCAUCGUGAUGCAGGCGAAAGAACAGUACAGAGCCGCCAAGGAGAGGAAGAAACCGGACCGCGUGGUGUUUGACUGUCAAGAGAGGGCCUACUGGGUGGUCCACAGACCCCCGCCUGGUACGGUUAGCGCCAUGGACUAUGGACUCGACCGGCGAAUCGAUCCAAACACAGAUGAGGUGAAAACGCCCGACUACUACGAGAGAAUUAUGAUCUUCACCCAGCAGUCCAUCAUGAGGCCCAGAGUCAAGUCGUCAGUGUCCAUUGGCGCGUUGGUGAAAUAUAGCGCAACCUACAACAGCCACGACCCGUUCCUCUCCAAAUGUCUUCCCAGCAACCCCUGGCACACGGACGAUGUUACGUACUGGACCUUGAACAUGCCCAAUGUGGAAACGCCCACCAAGAUGCGCGUGGAGCGCUGGACGUUCAGCUUCGGCGAGUUGCUCUCGGACCCUCGAGGGCGCGACGACUUCAGGCGUUUUCUGAAGAAAGAGUUCAGCGGUGAAAACUUGGCAUUCUGGGAAGGCUGCGAGGAUUUAAAGUGGGGCACGGCGGCGACCAUGCGGGAGAAGGCCGAGCAGAUCUAUAAGACUUUCCUGGCCCGCGGCGCCCCAAGGUGGAUCAACAUCGACGGGAAGACGAUGGAGAUCACAGUGAACGGCCUGAAGCAUCCCCAUCGAUACGUGCUGGAUGCCGCCCAGACCCACAUCUACAUGCUCAUGAAGAAAGACUCGUACGGCCGCUACAUGAAAUCUCAGGUGUUCAAAGACACGUUGAAGAAGGCCAUCUGCCCCGAGGAGCACAAGUUCACGGACGCCCAGUUAGAACAGAAUGCCAAGAACCGGCGGCCCAGCCUCAGUCCCAUCGUCCUCCGGCAGCGGGAGCUGGAGGAGCGAGCCAGGAUGGCCGCCAACGCACCUGUCGACAUCACGCAGUUGUGCCGCUUCACCACCCCGGUGCCGCACCUGGCGGUGUAUUCCGGCCUGGUCGACUCCCCCACCGCCAACGCCUCGUCCUCCCUGGCCGUCCUCGCCCCUUGCCCGUCCCCGGUCAGCGUAACCCCGGACAGCACCUCUGGCUCCGAGCGGAGGCCGGAAGCCGGGGGCAAGGCGGAGCAAGAUGGUGAGGCCUUGCGGGCACCCGGCUCGACGUGCAAGUCGAGGGUGGCUCUCUCGCUGCGGCGGCUGCUGAGGCGGGGCUGCGGGGUGGGCGGCGGCCCCUCCGCUGUCUUCGCCAGCCUGUCGCCCAAGUGCCACGCGGCCGCCGGGGCCAGUGGACGCAUUCGGCCAAUUAGUCCGGACGCCUCCAGCCAGGCCCCGCCUCGGAGGAUUGGCAACUUUUUCCAGAUCAAGGUGGACAUCCCCCCAGAGUGUCGGAUCUACCCCAUCGAAUCCGAGGAUGAAGACGAGGAGAACCGAGCCUCCUCCCAGGGAGCUUUGGGGGCCAAGGAGAUCAUUUGCCCCUGGGAGAGCCUCACCCCUCACAACGGGACUGGCUAAAAGAAACAAACCCCCAAAAAAAGAAAAGGUACCGAAAGGAUUUUUUUUUUCUUUCAGCCUUCUUUGUAACAUGCCACCCAAAAUGGGAUCAAACUUCCCAUAUCUGCCGUUUGAACGUCUGGACAGCUUUUCAAAGUGAAUUGUAGCGUUCACAUUCAAACCUCAUUCAGAGUAGCCCCACUGCAGCCUUAUUGAUGAUUCUACGCCUUAUUUAGUUUUUGCCUUACACCGACUAAUAAUGUCAAUUGAAAAACAAACAUACUGCAUGGAACAAGGAACUGAUAAAUCGCCAAAGAUGACAUUUGGACUGAGCCCUUUGGUGUUAAAUUUCUUUAUUUCCUAAUAUUGUUGCCGUCAAUUGAAAAACGUGUUUUCUUUUUAUAAGUAACUUUCAUCAAGUGUAUAUGGAGGGUGGUUCUGGAAUGUACACUUGGUACAUGGAGACGGGUUCUUGUGCACGUGGAGAAAUCGUUUUAGCAGCACCUCGUUUUGUAUGUGACGCUGUUUUUGUAUUAUAGCGAUGUUUCCGUGCUCGGCGUGAGCAACGCUUGUUUGAACACGUUUACAUAUUUCAGAAUGUGAAUUUUUAUGUACAAAUUGUGCUGGUGUUGGGCGGGCAGAUUCCACAUCUUGUGUCAAGUGCCUCAAUGAUGAGCACGCGAAUAAAUGACUCGUGUGUUAAGCUGA